Ilex paraguariensis (yerba mate) is the source of this 675-nucleotide messenger RNA. The record is from the annotation of a GenBank genome assembly. NCBI's taxonomy places the organism in Eukaryota, Viridiplantae, Streptophyta, Magnoliopsida, Aquifoliales, Aquifoliaceae.
AUGGUUGGUUCGAAGUCCGCAAAGAGCUAUUCUCUAGUUGAGAAUAACGAUGACUUUACACCUGUUAGCGAAUCACCAACAUUGGAGAAGGCUCAUGAUCACGUGCCAGUGUUGAGUGAGCCUAGUAAUUUGGGACUACAUCACCCAAAUCUCACAGUCAAAGGGAUUUCUUCUUUGGUGGCUAUGGUUGGAAAGAUGAAUCAGGGGAGAGAUUUUAUAGAGGAGCUAAUUGUGUUCCCAAACAAUAAUGACAAUUAUGUAUCUAAGGAAGGUGAGAUAGGUGAAGUUGGAAAGUAUUUGAAUAAGGAGUUGCCAUUCUUGGCGAAUGGAGGAGAGUCUUCUAUAGUGAAUAUGGUGGAGUGCCUUGAGACUAAUGGAAAAAUUUUCAGGGAUUUGAUUUUACCAUUAUCUAACAAGGGAAAGGAUAAGCUCUUAUUCGUCAAAUUGAUGAGCGUUAGAAUAUUGAAGGGAGAACGUCAUAACUACGAAGAGAUGGAAGAGGAGGGAGAAGAGUUUCUUUGCAAACAAGCUGCCAAAGGUGGCGGUUUAUUUUCAAGGCAAAUCAGGUGGUCUAGAGAUGUUUUGCAGAGGGGAAUUGAUGUGGUAUUACAGAGCAACUCCCAUGGGCACAUUGAUGUGGUGAUAAUGAGGGUGACAAUUGGUCAUGGAGGCUAA